Messenger RNA from Pseudonaja textilis, 901 nucleotides. NCBI's taxonomy places the organism in Eukaryota, Metazoa, Chordata, Lepidosauria, Squamata, Elapidae. The record is from RefSeq and is a predicted model, not a curated record.
CACUGCCUGCACCAUGCAGCUGGAGAGUUCUGCGAACAGUGCGCCCCUGGCUACUACGGAGAUGCCACCGCUGGGACCCCCGAGGACUGCCAGCCAUGCGCUUGCCCAUUGCCAGAUCCUGAGAACCAAUUCUCGCGGACGUGCGAGAGCCUGGAGGGCGGUGGCUACCGCUGCACUGCCUGCGAACCUGGUUACGCUGGCCAGUAUUGCGAACAAUGUGCCUCUGGAUACACGGGCAACCCAAACAUCCAUGGGCAGAAAUGUCUUCCUUUGGGACCCCCCGAGCAGCCCCGCCUGGUCGUCCGAAUCCAUCCCUCCCGGACGGCUGUGUCCCAGGGCAGCGAAGUGACGCUGCGGUGCCAGGUCAGUGGGGAGCCGCCCCAUUUCUUCUAUUGGUCCCGUGAAGAUGGGCGUCCCGUGCCAAGUACUGCCCAGCGCAGGGAGCAAGGCGUCGAGUUGCACUUCGCUAGCAUCCGGCCUUCGGAGGCCGGUGUUUACGUCUGCACCUGCCGAAACCCCCACUUUACCAACUCCAGCCGCAGCGAGGUAGUCGUCACAGAAGGCCCCAGCAAGGCCAUCUCCGUGACGGUGGAAGAGCAGAGGGUGCAGAACGUGAAAGCCGGCAGCGACGUCACCUUCCUCUGCACGGCCAGGAGCAAGUCCCCCGCUUACACGCUGGUGUGGACACGGCAGAACAACGGGAAGCUGCCCAGCCGCGCCAUGGACUUCAACGGCAUCCUGACCCUCCGGAACGUGCAGCCGGAGGACGCCGGCAUCUACAUCUGUACAGGCUCCAACAUGUUUGACAUGGACGAGGGGAUGGCCACCCUCUACGUGCAAGCUCCAUCGAAGACUCAGAUGUUCUAUGGUCCCGUAGAAAUGGUGGAAGGCCACAGACCUU